AUGGAUUUCCUUCUUAUUGGUCUCUGUUUAAACUGGUUGCUGUGGAAGCCCCCAGGGUUGAUAUUGUGUACACUGGGUGUCUUUUUAAAAAUGCUUCCAGCCGUGAAUAGUGGGUGUCCACAGCUAUGUCGGUGUGAGGGCAGGCUUUUGUACUGUGAGUCAUUGAAUCUUACAGAGAUGCCUCGCAACCUGUCGGGCAUGAUGGGCUUGUCUCUGCGGUACAACAGCCUUUCAGAGCUGCAUGAUGGACAGUUCACAGGGUUAAUGCAGCUCACGUGGCUCUAUCUGGAUCACAAUCACAUUUGCUCAGUGGAGGGGAAUGCCUUUCAAAAAUUGCGGAGAGUUAAAGAACUCACUCUGAGUUCCAACAAAAUCACUCAACUGCCCAAUACUACUUUCCGACCUAUGCCAAACUUGCGUAGUGUGGAUUUAUCAUACAAUAACCUGCAGUCUUUGGAACCAGAUCUGUUUCAUGGGCUGAGAAAACUAACAACUUUGCACAUGCGGUCAAACGCCAUCAAGUUUGUGCCAGUGAGAAUUUUUCAGGACUGUCGCAGCCUGAAGUUUCUAGACAUAGGAUACAAUCAGUUGAAAAGCCUGGCUCGAAACUCUUUUGCAGGCUUGUUUAAACUCACUGAACUACACCUCGAGCACAAUGAUUUGGUGAAGGUGAAUUUAGCUCAUUUUCCAAGGCUCAUUUCACUGCAUUCUCUCUGCCUACGAAGGAAUAAAGUCACUAUUGUAGUCAAUUCCUUGGACUGGAUAUGGAAAUUGGAAAAAAUGGAUCUCUCUGGCAACGAGAUUGAAUACAUUGAACCUCAUGUUUUCGAAAGUGUACCUCACCUCCAAUCACUGCAGCUGGAUUCCAACCAGCUAACCUACAUUGAUCCAAGAAUCCUCAACUCCUGGAAAUCACUCACUAGCAUCAGCCUUUCUGCAAACAUCUGGGAUUGCAGCCGUAAUGUUUGCGCCUUGGCCUCCUGGCUAAGUAACUUUAAGGGUCGCUAUGACAGCAAUCUGCUCUGUGCCACCCCUGAAUAUGCACAGGGGGAGGAUGUUUUAGAUGCAGUGUAUGCUUUUCACUUAUGCGAAGAUGCAGAAGACCCAACAAGUGUUAACAUGCUAUCAGCAGUAACAAACAACAGCGACCAAAUGUUCACUUAUAGCCCUGCCACAAUAAUAUAUGAUGUGCAGGAUACUGAAGGAGAAAGAACAACAAAUGCCAUAACCGUAACUAUCCCCAAUGAAAACACUGAGAAUGCUGUUCAGAUUCACAAGGUGGUGACAGGGACCAUGGCACUGAUUUUCUCUUUCCUCAUAGUGGUUUUAGUGUUGUAUGUCUCCUGGAAGUGUUUUCCAGCCAGCCUAAGGCAACUCAGACAGUGCUUUGUGACACAGCGCAGAAAGCAGAAGCAGAAACAAACCAUGCAUCAAAUGGCUGCCAUGUCAGCCCAGGAGUAUUACGUUGAUUACAAACCCAACCACAUUGAAGGAGCCCUGGUGAUCAUUAAUGAAUAUGGAUCUUGUUCCUGUCACCAGCAGCCAGCAAGGGAAUGUGAGGUGUGAUUUUCUGUGGGAAUUUAAACAGUGUGCAACCAAAUAACAAUGGGCAGACAGUUGGAUGGGGGUUUAUUGUGCUUUUCUGAUGAUUUCUGAUGCACUUCUUUGCUGAAAUUGUAAGAGGAUCUGUCUAAAAGACUUGAUAUGUUAGCUUUAUUGUGUCUUAAAAUCUUCAGGACAGUCAGUCCUAACAUUUCAUAUGAUAAUAUUCCCUUUGAAGAUCUGACAAUAUUCAGGAAUCUGAGAGUGUAAAAAGGUACCAAUUAUUGACUGAUUUUUUUUUUGUAAACUACAAAAAUGUUUAAAAUAAAAAAAAUAGCAUUUACAGUUUUUGCAGACUGGUGUAUACUACGUGAAUUGUUACCUGUAUG
Molecule: messenger RNA, 1931 nt
Organism: Mauremys mutica (yellowpond turtle)
Lineage: Eukaryota; Metazoa; Chordata; Testudines; Geoemydidae
Gene: LRRTM1
Product: leucine rich repeat transmembrane neuronal 1
Exons: 1
Coding region: 1-1566 (521 amino acids)
Molecular function (GO): protein binding
Source: RefSeq, a predicted model, not a curated record